This is a messenger RNA of Artibeus jamaicensis (Jamaican fruit-eating bat), 3070 nucleotides long. It is a transcript of the gene SAT2, whose product is annotated as spermidine/spermine N1-acetyltransferase family member 2. NCBI's taxonomy places the organism in Eukaryota, Metazoa, Chordata, Mammalia, Chiroptera, Phyllostomidae. Gene Ontology annotation, molecular function: N-acetyltransferase activity. The transcript has 5 exons. The record is from RefSeq and is a predicted model, not a curated record. Bases 1306 to 1965 code for a protein of 219 amino acids.
AAUGUCCUUGUCUGUAAAAUGUGAAAAAUAGUACCUACUUUAUAUUUUUAAGAUUUUAUUUAUUUUUUAGAGAGAGAAGGGAGGGAGAAAUGGAGAGAAACAUCAAUGUGUGGUUGCCUCUUAUGUGCUCCCUGCCGGGGUCCUCACCCAUAACCCAGGCAUGUGCUCUAGACUGGGAAUGGAACCAGUGACCCUUUGGUUCGCAGGCCGGCACUCAACCACUGAGGCACACCAGCCAGGGAAAUAGUGCCUACUUUACACCAUUCCUGUUAUGAGAAUUAACUGAGAUAAUGCAGGCACAGUGCCUGGUAUCUGCUCUGAGUGCCACCCCAGGUCUGGGAGGCUUGCUUCACAGGGAAGUAUUGUCUCUGAGUGUGAUUUAGUGGAAACUGUAUUAUCUUCUUUUCUUCGUUUAUUGCAAGGCCUACCAUUUACCAACAGAAAUUCAUCGCCCCCUUCCUGACCCAUUUUAAAAUACAAAUGGCGCCCGGGCUGGUGUGGCUCAGUAGAUUGAGUGCUGUCCUGUGAACCAAACGGUCGGCAGUUCUAUUACCAGGCAGGGAACAUGCCUGGGUUGCCAGCCAGGUGCCUGGUGCGUGCGUGAGAGGCAACCACGCAAUGAUGUUUCUCUCCCUCUUUCUCCUUUCCUUCCCCUCUCUCUCAAAAUAAAUAAAUUAAAAUCUUUAAAAAACAAACAAACACCCCAGAAAAGGGGCCCAAAAAAGAAACGGCCCCAGAAAAGAAACACUUUGAGCCACCCGACAAUCAUAGCUAAAAGCUGGGAGUCCUAACAGUGUGGAUGGGCUUGAUUGGGUAAGUGAGAGUAAAGGGUAGAGCAGAUAACCACCGCACACCUCAGUUACCGAAGGGCCCCCGAGAGCUUUUGAGCGUGAGGUUUCUCCUAAGCAGAUUGCGACACCCCACGUGAGCAGCGAGGGAGCCUCGGCAGCUAGGCCCAGACCUUAGCCCAGUCAGGUGACACAGCCGAGAGGAGCGGGGCUGGGGAAGGGGCGGGACGUGCCUACCCUGAAAGCUGAUUGGCUGGUGCGCUACUGCUGGGGCAGAAUUUAGGGGCCACUAGGCAGUAAGGACCGCCCCUCCUGGCUGCUUCCUUGGACCUUCCUCGCAGAAUCGCACAUCCGCGUUCUAGCCCACGCUUCCACGCUUCUCGCAGACACUAUUCUCCUCUGGCUUUCAUCGAUCCUAAUUUGUACGCCCUUUUAAAGGGUCCCAGUUGCCCUUCGCCGGGUCCUGCCGAAAGGAAGUGGGGAUCCUGGACUUCGGUCCCAGACAGUGGGGAUCAGGAUGGUUUUCGUGAGGAUCCGAGAGGCCAAGGAAGAAGACUGUGGAAAUAUUCUGAGGCUGAUUCGGGUUAAGUUUGCCGGCCAGAAAACAGGGUUUCAGAGGGGGUCAGAGCGUCGAGGUUGGAGGGGGCCGGAACUAGCUGAGUUUGAGGAACUCUCGGAUCAGGUGAAGAUCUCUGAAGAAGAGUUACGGGCAGACGGCUUCGGAGAGAAUCCUUUCUAUUACUGUUUGGUAGCAGAGAGUCUUCCCAGCCCCGGGGAGCCACAGGGGUCCUGUCUGGUGGGCUAUGGGCUGUACUACUUCAUUUACAGCACUUGGAAGGGACGCAGCAUUUAUCUGGAAGAUAUCUAUGUUAAGCCAGAAUACCGGGGGCACAAGGUCGUGGACCCACUGAGGGCUGAUCGCAGUUACACAUUGGUGUGCAGUGAAAGAGCUAGUGGCGAGAUGGACCAUGCAGGCCCCAAUGGCUGGAAGUGGCAAAGGGAACCACCUUUGUUCCUCUCUAACCCCACCCCCACAUACAGCAUCACAAACCAGCAACCUGGGUGGCCCCACCCCGGUGAGCAACUAAGGCUCUGCUCCUCAUACAUAACAGGCACAAACAGAUCAAAACAUGGCUCAAGAACAACUCAGAGCCCCAGAGCCAGUAAAUCUAAGUGAUGAAGAAAUAGCUAAACUUUCAGGGGCACAGUUCAAAACACUGGUGAUCAGGAUGCUCAUAGAACUGGUUGAUUUUAGUCACAAAUUAGAGGAACUAAUGGAAGCUAAACUAAUUGAAAUGAAGGGAAAUACACAGGAAACCAAUAGUAAUGGGAAGGAAACUGGGACUCAAAUCAAAGGAGUGGACCAGAAAUGACCAAACAGAAAAGGAUGAAGAAACAAGAAUUCAAAAAAAUGAGGAGAGGCUUAGGAACUUUCAGGACAUCUUUAAACGUUCCAACAUCCGAAUUAUAGGGGUACCAGAAGGGGAAGAGGAACAGCCACGAGUGGGAAACUUAUUUGAACAAAUAAUAAAGGAGAACUUCCCCAAUCUGGCAAAGGAAAUAGACUUCCAAGAGAUCCAGGAAGCUCAGAGAGUCCCAAAGGAGUUGGACUCAAGAAGGAACACAUCAAGGCACAUCAUCACUACAUUAGCCAAGAUUAAAAUGAAGGAUAGAAUCCUAGAAGCAGCAAGAGAUAAGGGGACAGUCACCUACAAAGGAGUUCCCAUCAGACUGUCAGUGGAUUUCUCAAAAGAGACCUUACAGGCAAGAAGGGGCUGGAAAGAGGUAUUCCAAGUCAUGAAAUCCAAAGACCUACAGCCAAGUUUGAUCUAUCCAGCAAAGCUUUCAUUUAAAAUGGAAGGACAGAUAAAGUGCUUCUCAGAUAAGAUCAAAUUCAAGGAGUUCAUCAUCACCAAGCUCUUAUUAUAUGAAAUGUUAAAGGGACUUACCUAAGAAAAAGAAGAUAAAAAAGAUGAACAGUGAAAGGACAGCCAACUCACAGUUAUUAACAACCACACCUAAAACAAAAGCAAACUAAGAGGACAGCUAGAUCAGGAGCAGAACCAUAGAAAUGAAGAUCACAUGGAGGGUUAGCAACAGGGGAGUGGGAGAAGGAGGGGGGGAGAAGGUACAGAAAAUAAGUAGCAUAGAUGGUAGGUAUAAAAUAGGGGGGAGGGCAAGAAUAGUAUGGGAAAUAUAGACUCUAAAGAACUUGAGACACGUGGUCAUAAACUAAAGGGGAGGAAUGGUCGGGGAGGGGGUGUGCAGGGUGGAGGGAAUGA